UCGUGACAUCAAUUGACUAAGUACGAUUUGUUGUGAUCGAAACAAAAUUAAUAACAUUAAAUGAUCGGUUCUUUCAAUUUUAAUUUCACUCAUUUAUAUAAUUUGUACAAAACUAAAAGCAUAACGUUGUGAUUUAUAAUUAUUUUAGUGACAAUUUAAAUCAAUAUUUAGUUUUAUUUAAAAUGAAUUUUGAACCGGAUCUCAAACAAUAUACUAUGUGCUCCGUGUUAGGUUCAUGUUUCUCUGAUCGUGCAGUUGUGUUCCUAGGUAAACACAAUAAAAGUGGAAAUUUAGUAGCUAUGAAAAAUUUUAACCUAGAUACAUUGUCCAAAACGGAUUGUCAGCUUAUUCAAGAUGAGAUUUAUAACACCAGACAAUUGAUGCAUCCAAAUCUUAUAUCGUAUGUAACAUCAUUCCUGGACAAAAGUCAGCUAUAUGUUAUAUUUCCUUUAAUGGGAUAUGGUUCAUGUCGUGAUCUAUUACGAAACCAUUUUGUAGAAGGUUUACCAGAAAUAGUGAUUGCAUUUAUACUCAGAGAUGUAUUGUUGGGUCUUGAAUAUAUACACAACAAAGGUCUUAUACACAGGGCGAUAAAAGCAAGUCAUAUAUUGGUACGAGCUGAUGGCCAUGCUUGUUUAUCAGGCUUACGCAACAUGUGUCCUAUCGACAAGCGGUCAAACUUGCAUUCACUACCACUACAAUCUGCAAACAAUUUAAAUUGGUUCAGUCCAGAAAUGCUUGAACAAAAUCUACUAGGAUAUAAUGAAAAGUCAGAUGUAUACAGUUUAGGAAUCACAGCAUGUGAACUAGCCAAUGGUUUCGUUCCUUUCGCUGAAACUGAAACUACAUUAAUGCUUACACAAAAAGUUAAAGGCCUUAUACCUCACUUACUUGAUUGUACUACAUGUUAUCCUUUUGAAGAUAAUACUGCUGACAAUGGAUAUCAGUCUGAAGAAGCAUUUGGUAUUAACACUGCCCCCAUGAGUAGUAUUUAUACAAGAAUAUUAACUGAGCCAUUCCAUAAUCUUGUUGAACUUUGCUGCCAACGAGAACCAGAAACCAGACCUUCUGCAUCUGAAUUACUGGCGCACAAUUUUAUUAAACAAGUAAAAAGAGAUAAUGAAAAAGUGACAGAUUUGUUACGACCAGCCGUUCCAUUGUUGAAAACUAACGUUGCUGAAAUAAGUGAUGACCUAGCAUCUGUUGGAGGUAUUUCUCAACAACUUAGCGACCUUGAUUUACUUACAUAUACUUGGGAUUUUGAUCACAAUGAUACAAUUUCUACAUAAAUAUCUAAAAAUCAGUAUUAUAUAAUUGCAUACUUAAAUAUUAUGUAUUGUUAUGCAUUUAUUUUUGUUAGUCUUCUUAAAAAAUGUAAAAGAAAAAAAUAAUUUUUAUAAAUUAAUACCAUUCUUAAUAAUACAUACCCUCGUACCCAUUAACAAUAAUUGUUAUCAUAAUUCAUAAACAAUAGGUAUUUUCUUUGUAAUAGUAAUACUUAAAAUAAUUUUCAUUAUUUACUUUGAUUAUUAUACAAUGAAAUAUAUAUUCUGUGGUUAAGACCUAAAGCACACUGCUAAUUAAUAUCAUUAUAUCAGAGUUUCAUUAUAAUAAAAGUUCAAAUUUUAAAUGAUAGGCAAAAAUAAUUAAAUCUAAAUUUUUAAGAUACAUUGUUUUAAUGAAACUUUGAUACUUUAAUCAAACUCUAGUACCUCUGCUACACAUUAAUCACACCUAACAUAUUGUGUAAUCACAGCAAAGUACAAAUUACAUGUAAACGGAAACGCUCGAACAAAUUUUAAUUUGCAGAAAUAAACUAGGUAUCAAAAACCUGUUAAACAUUAGAUAAGAACUUUUCAAAAUACUAGUAACAUGUUUAACUAUGCAAUUUAUGUAACACUUUCUACUGGAGCACUAUAUGGUCUAUAUAUUAUAUUAUAUAUUUAUAUUGCACUUGAAACUAUUAUAUGUCUAUAUGUAUACCAAAAUUGAG
Molecule: messenger RNA, 1993 nt
Organism: Adelges cooleyi (spruce gall adelgid)
Lineage: Eukaryota; Metazoa; Arthropoda; Insecta; Hemiptera; Adelgidae
Gene: Stlk
Product: STE20-related kinase adapter protein alpha
Exons: 3
Coding region: 183-1289 (368 amino acids)
Biological process (GO): protein phosphorylation
Molecular function (GO): protein kinase activity; ATP binding; protein serine/threonine kinase activator activity
Source: RefSeq, a predicted model, not a curated record